AUGUCUACAACCGCCACAAGACAUGUAAAAUCGUCCAAUUCGGCGAACAUACUCAUGUGCAAACAGUGGUGGAAAGUAUGCUGGAUGUACGGCGACCAGGAGAAAUACUACAGACAACUGUAUGGAAGGAGAAAAAUAAACACGUUGAACGAUAUCAAUAAAGGCAUUUUCGACACGGAUGCUAAACGACCAGGCGCGCAUAUAACGGAAUUGACUGACGAUUUUUUCAAAAACCAUACAACACCGGAUGACAAGGAAUGGUUCGGAGGAGAAGAACCGGAUUACGGCUUCGAAUAUGACCAAAGAAGGAAACCUAUUAACUUAAAUGAUAUUCACGAAAUUACACAAAGCAUAAGUUUACCUCACGAUGAUAAUGACGAUAUACAUAGAAGUAUAAUAGGUAAAAGACACACAGACAGACAAACAGUUAGCAGGACGAACAAAGGCGUUUUGAACGAAAAAACAGAUGUAUCAACAAGUGGAAGAUCGAUGGCAAGUCUUCAGAGGUCUUCAGGAACGAGAGAGACUAAUAAAAUUAAGGAAGUGCUUCAGCCAGUAAAUGAAAAUUCACUGUUAGAUGAAAGUGUUAGACGAAAAUGUCUGAGGGAUACUCUGCAAACAACAACACUUGUGUCUGUGACACAACAGAUGGUGGCUUGCUGCAAUGAGUGA
Leptosia nina is the source of this 672-nucleotide messenger RNA. The record is from the annotation of a GenBank genome assembly. Lineage: Eukaryota; Metazoa; Arthropoda; Insecta; Lepidoptera; Pieridae.